AUGUCUCUCUCGAUCUCUCUCUCCAACAAUGACAGGAAGCCUUUUCGACCAGGCUCUAUGCUCCUCGGGGUCGUCAAGCUCGUCACCCACGACGACCAGCCGAUCGGCGACCUGGCAAUUGCCUUCACGGGGCGCGCCAGUGUGCUGCUGAUUCACUCGUACGGAGACAUGACGACGUCGCGCAGGGACUACAAGUCUGUAGGCUACCUAUUCUCCCAGCUCCUCAACCUGCACCAGGGCAACAAGCAUGACACCCACCUAAAGGGGAACUACAUGUGGCCGUUUGCAUUUCAGAUCCCUCUGUGUGCCACGCCCAGGUUGGUCUCCCCAUUGGGAUCCAAGGACAAGGACUGCUUUCCCCCAGAGGAGCCAUGGAAGAACGACUACGACGGUGUCAACCAGCACCCGCUGCCGCCGAGCAUGGCCUAUAGCGGUCCUUAUCUCUGCUCCAUCGAGUAUUUGCUCCAUGCGAAGUUGACACAACCGGGGCGCGCCUCAGUCUUGUUGAACAGAGGUCUCAACGCGGUCAAGAAAGUGACGGUCCACACUUUCUCGAGACCACAAGAUCUGGACCCGAGCCUCGACGAGCAGCGGCGGCAGCCACUCUACGCUAGUUACCGACACUGGGUCCAAUGUACACUGGACGAUGGGAUGUCGCACAGCAUAGCAGAGACGUUCUGCUCGCCUGCCACUUCUCCUCUUCGUCUUCUUCGUCUUUGCCCAAAAGAUCGACGACGAUCCGAAUCUACCAAUCCUGCCUCGCCACCCAAGGUGGAAUUGCACAUCUCCGUCGUGCUGCCGAAGAGAAUAAUCCUCGAAGACCACGCGACCACGAGACUGUCCGUGAUGGUGGCUGCGAGUUCUCAUCCCGUGACGGAGUCCAAUAACGAUAAUACCAAUGGUUCAACAGAGGAGCAAACCCCUCCAAAAACGAGCAGGCAUUCCCUCCGCCACGCGAAUCUUAUCACAAGCUCUUUCAAAUUGUCUCUCGUGCAGCAUACCCACGUUCGUGCGGGUUGCCACCGCUCGUCCUCGGAGAGGCGGAUUUUCGUGCGAACAGGAUCUUGUAUCUUGCCUGUUACUUUAAGAGGAGCUUCUACUUCGUCCUCACUGCUCGAACAACCAAGGCCAGCCACCAAGUUCUCGGCAGACCAAGGCGGCGGCAGCAGCAGCAGCAGCAGCAGCAGCAACAGCAGCAACAGCAACGGACCACCACCGCCGCAGCCAGAAGAAGAAGUUUCCAUCGACCUAGCAAAAAUUACAGACCUCACGCUCCCCAGCACUCUGGCCCUAGUGCCGGAUUUUUCCACCUACAACAUCGCCAGGUCGCAUUCGCUGGACGUGCAGUUCGAGAUGCGGUACGGUGAGAAGAGGUUCAAAUUCAGCCUGAGAAAGAUCCCGCUCCGGAUCCUGUCGCCGGCCUGCUACUAUGCAGAGGAGGAGGACCACCAGCAUACCGAUCUCCGGCCCGGAGACAGGAGGCUGAACCAAAUCACAUGUGCAUCGGAUCUUGACGGCGGUGGUGAUCAUAAUGAUGUCUGGAUUGUCCCGCCUCCCUCGGAGUGCGAUCCCAAUGAUGACGAGAACAUCGCCAACGCUCUGAUCGCGGAACCGCCGCCGCAGUAUACUUGA
Molecule: messenger RNA, 1632 nt
Organism: Cladophialophora psammophila CBS 110553
Lineage: Eukaryota; Fungi; Ascomycota; Eurotiomycetes; Chaetothyriales; Herpotrichiellaceae
Exons: 1
Coding region: 1-1632 (543 amino acids)
Source: RefSeq, a predicted model, not a curated record